UCCCGCACACAGCUGCCCCUAGCGGCGGCUGUAGUGAAUAACCAGCGAUCCGUUGUUGCUCAGGUAACCGCUUGGCUUAUACGAGAGAUAACAGUGAGCGCAGAGCGGAGGAGAACGGGAGCGGAGCGGAGUCUUUCUUCGGAACGAUAUACUACCCUGUGUCCUCUCUUGCAUCCAGCCAACGCACACUGACGAUGCCAGGUUACGUUGCGAACCCCCAUCAGUACCCAUCUACGCCUCUUCUCGCACUGUCACAAAAUGGCAGCCUCCUUCACAGUUUUAGGUUUCGUCCACGUAAGGAUCUUAUUGACUGGAGGCGUUUCAGUGCCAUCGAUGUGGACAGAGUGGCCUAUGAGUUAGACAUAUCUACACUGCAAGAGACGGUCAGCACAGUGACCUUCUGUAAUCUGGAUAAUGAAAAGUGUCCGUACUGUCAGCAGCCGGUGGACCCCGUGUUACUGAAAGUCCUUAAGCUUGCACAACUGACUAUUGAAUACCUUCUUCAGUGCCAGGAAUUUCUCUGCAACAAUGUCACCCAGUUAGAAGAUCAGGUUCAGAAAGCUAUCGGUGAACAUCAGAAAACUAAGGAGGACAUGGUCAAGCUAGGCGAGGAGUUAAGAAAGGUUAAGGAGGAGAACAAGAUAAGGAAGAAGCUGUUCGAAGCCCAACAGACCAUGUUCAAGGGCGACGUCAACAAUUAUCAUAAAUGCCAGCUAUGUGAUAAAGCCUUCAUGACCUACUACCAUCUCCAGGAGCAUCAUAAGCGCAGACACCCUGAAGCUGCAGAGCAUGAAAAACAAAAGAAGAGGCAGGUGGAUGAUAUCCAAGAAGGCAUCCAGGAGCUGAAGAGCACGCUGGUGAAGACUCAGUCCCAGCUGGAGGCAGAACGGGAGAUGGAACAUCAGCGCAGGAUACAGGAACUAGAGGAAAUGCGGAGAAAGGAGGAAGGUAUGAUAAGAGAUUUUGAAAGAUGGAAAGAAGAAGAAAGAGGGAAGCUUCAGAAUGAGAUGGGUAAACUGAGACAGCAGCUUGUAUCUCAGUUUGAAGACAUUGCUCAUAAAAACACAGCGAGAUUCCAGGACAUGGAGAGUAAAAUAUCAGGGACCUCCAAUCUUGGGGACCUCCUGGAUGAUGAGGACCGUCAUGAAAGGAAAAGGAUGCAGAGAGAUCUUCAAAAUAUGAAGGAAGAUCUAGAGAGACAGAAGGCAGAAUGGAAGAGGAAGAUCAAAGAAAUGAAGACAAGUCACAAUGUAGAGAGGGAAGAAUUCAUGAAUGAGAAUAAACGUCUCAGAGCUUCCUUGUCCAGUGACCAGAAGGCAAGAGAUGAGCAGUUUGAGUCCGCUGUACAGACGCUGCAGUCUACAGUAAGGAGUCAGGAAAAAGUCAUCAAGUCCCAGGAGAAGAAAUUAAGAGAACUGAGCACAAGCAGAGAAAUCAAAGAGGUGCCCCAGGUUGCACAAGUGGUUUUACCAGUGAGAGAAGUGAAACAAGAAUCAAGUGAAGAGUCAAGUAAUGAUGAUGCAUCUCUACAUCAAAGAAUGAGAAAGAUUGACACUUUAAGAAAGGACCCCAAUUUUGCCAAGCAGUUCCGCCCUAUCUUGAAUGAGGCAUUGCUGGAGAAGCUUGAAAGCAUGGGUGUGAAAAAGGGUUCAAAAGGAAUUCCCUUAUCCGUCUACAAGGAACUGAGGUCUGUGUUGACAAAGCAAUACCAGCAAAAAAUGAAGAAUUUGCCUGAAAUUCAGACCGAGAGGGCAAGGAUGGAAAAACUUCUGAACAGACAAGUGAAGAAACAGAAUAAAAUUUCGCAAAAAGAAAUGUUACUGUCCACCGCCUCGCAGCUUUCAACAACAGUUCAGAGCCCAAGGAGUCCACGUUUUGUCACUUCCUCUGGAUUCACAGAACUAGGUAGCAAUGUGAGAAUGGUUGCAUCUUCAAAAUCUCUCCCAAAGGGGUCAGACGGUGAGAACGUGGGCAAGCCCAUUAAUGUCUCCCCACAGGCAAGGACACCUCCAUUUACCUCAGAAGAAGACUCAUCAAUGUUAAACCAUUCGCCUUUCCCUACUCCUAAACCCAGGAGUAAUCUGAACUCUCAGGUCACGGCUAUAGCACAAAAACAAGCUACAGAAAGCAGUGAUGAGGACUGGUCGGAUGAUUCGGAGAUCUCUCCAGGAAAGCCGAGCCCCAGAGUGGUCAGCUUCUCUAAAGACACAGCGAACCAAGGGUCUGUGGUUCAAUCUAUGGCUCGAAGCCUGGAAAGACAACUAUCAAAGAAAAGAGAGAAACCCUAUGGUGGAAUAGAUACCGUUUCUUCUACUUUACAGUCCACAAAAGCAUCUGAAAUAAGAAAAUAUGAGUCAUGGGAUGACAGUGACUCUGAAAUUUCAUCUUUGGAAGAAAUCACCGAUAACCUGGACAUCAGUCCUAGAAAACCUCAGCCUGCUUUACGACAAAGCGCAGAAUCCACAGGCUCACAUGGAACCAGUAUCUGGAGCUCCACAAGUGCCAAAGGCUGGUAACACAGAAGACUUUGAGGAUUUAUUUUUAUUUCCUUUUUUUGUAAAUCUAUGAAAAUAUGGACGCUAGAGUUCUAAUGUGCAAUAUUUCUAUUGAGCAACAAUGUAUUGCAGCAGAAACCAAAAAGAAUCCUAAUGGCUAAACAUUGGUGUCAGCUUACCCUAAAUCAGUGUUCCCCAACCAGCAUGCCUCCAGCUGUUGCAAAACUACCACUACAAAUUGUAGUUUUGUAACAGCUGGAGGCACGCUGGUUGGGAAGCACUGCCUCCAAUUAUCCUUAUCGUCUUUGAAGAAUCUAGACCGCAUUGUACAGUACAGUAUCUUGAUAUCAGAUGGUUUCCACAUUUUUCAAAAGGAAAAAAAAAAUGGGCUGUAUUUAUUUUACUUUAAGACACAAGAGGCCUCUGCCAAUAGGCAGCUCUGAGGCAAUGGCAUUUACCAAAGGGGAAACUUGCCAAUGAACAUUUCGUUUUGCUAUGUAUAAAUAUUUAUAUCAGGCAUUCACAGUGCUGUAAGACAGUGUUUUCUAAACAGUGUGUCUCCAGCUGUUGCGAAUCCACAACUCCCAGCAUGCCCAGACAGCCAAAGGUUUACUGGGAAUGCUGGCAGUUGUUGUUUUGAAACAGCUGGAGGCACCCUGUUUGGAAAAUACUGCUGAAAGAGAGAGUGGACACUAAGGAGCUAUAAGAGAAAGGCUGCUAGGGGCGUUGGAUGUUGGAAGAAGUGCACUACAAGGAUCCCCUACAUUUUUUAAGAAUGAAUGAGACAAAGCUGCAAAACAAAUAUGACGGGGCAGGUACAAGCCCGUCUGGAGUGCCCAUUGCGCAAAAGUGUGCUACUUUCACAAAAGUGGCACGUCAUAAAUCAGCGUCUAAACUGUGCACCUAGGAAACCAUGUCCACAAAACACCCACUGGGUUCUCCGGUGCAGAAAGCCAUAUACAGCAGCGAAAGUCGCUUCAUAAAUGCGGCAGGGCUUUAAAAAUAUAAACAACCCCCUUAGUUCUUUAAGGUGGAGAUCAGUCAAACCUAUAGCAACCAAUCAGAUUGCUUCUUUAAUUUCUCAGAGGCCUUUUUAAUCAUUAAAGAGUACCUGUCACCAAACUAAACUUUUAAUAUAUUGUUCCUUAUGUAAUUAUAAGACACUUUGCUGUUUAAAUUCUCAACCUUUAUAUGUUUUUAAUGUGAUUGAAAAAAACGGCCACUAGGUGGCUCUGUUCUGUUCCUUGCGCAAGUCAAACAGACAGUUUGCUCUCCUCCCGGCCUGGCAGGAGACCAAACUCAGGAAGUGCGUACAGGGCAUGGCGAGGCACAGCUCCCACAGGCUUCUGUGACAUCAUGCUUGCUGGGGAACACCCACUUUCCCCUGCCAGGAGCUCACACAAUGUGAGCAAGGGGAAAGGUAUGAUACACAGCUUUUUAAAGCUGGGAAAACAUUUUUUAAAGGACAGGAGGGGUGUUACGAGUAGUUAGGGAAUACAAUCUGAGUUAGUUUAGAAAAUCUGGUUUGAUGACAGGUUCUCUUAAAAUAAGCGAUCUGUUUGGUUGUUAUGGGCAACUGCUCCACUUUUACACAGUUUUUGAUAAACUUUUCCCCUAAGUAUUUCUUGGUAGGUUUUUAUGGUUAAGAGCUUCUAUGGUACUCACGAGGGCAGGUGAUGUAGUGCAGGCUAGCUGGGGGUAGUAGUCCCUAUGACAAAGUCUUUUGUGAUGUCACGUGAUCCAGCAUAAGGGCCCUCCAGCAGGGCAGCACCAGAUUAAAAAGCAAUGCGUGCACCAUGUUUUGAUUUAGCACAACUGCGCCAAAUGGAAAGACAGACAGAUGUGAACCUGUAUGCAUCGGGUAAAUACUGUACUUUUUAUCAUACUUUUCAUAGGAAUGGAAAGAAGUAAUGUGCUGCAGUACAAACUUUUCCCUCCUUUUCUACAGAUAUAUUUAGAAAGUUGUUUAUUAUAAUAUUAAUAUAAUAUUUUAGCCUAUUUUAUUAUCAAAAUACACUUGAAUGUUCAUGGUAAUAUAUCAAAUGUUUUUUUUUUAUACCUAUAUACUUUAUCAGUUGUUUCCUUUUUCUGUAACUGGAAUAAGAGCUAGGCUAGAAAAAGUCAAUAGGGAUUUAUGAAAUGCCAUACCCACUUGGUGUUUUUGUCUUUUGUCCUUGGCGUUUUUAUUUUUCUUCUCAUAAAGAAAAUACCCCAUACCCAAUAUUAAAGAUGGGAACUUGACUUUCCUUUGUGUAUUAAAAAAAAAAUGUAAUCGUUUAACCCUUGACAUUUCUUGGUGGAUGUUCUGCAAAAGGCAGAUGCCGGCAGAACAUGCUGGCUCAAGGACUGCUCAGAAAUUCGUCUUCCCCAUAGAUGACAAUGCAUUACCUUUAGGGUAUGGUCACACUUAAUGUAUCCGCAGCAUACUUGACACUGCGGAUGCACUGAUGACCAUCCCUAGAGUGUGUUUCCUGCUGUGCCCUGUGUGUCCUGCGUUAUCUGCUCGAAGCAGAAAUCCACCGCUACCAGCAGACACACAGGGAUCUGCAAGUUACACGCAUGCGCACUGUGCAGUUUACUCACAUACAUCACGACCACUCUGCAUAUGCAGGGGGACACUGCACAUGCGUGCAACUCGCAGAUCCCUGUAUGUCUGCUCAUAGCGGUGGAUUGCUGCUUUGAGCAGACAACGCAGGAGGCACAGCUGGAGGCUCACUCUAGGGAUGGUCAUCAGCGCAUCUGCAGUGUCAAAUAUGCUGCCGAUGCGCUACGUGUGACCCUUCCCUAUAAGUGUAUAAGCACAAAUGGCAGAUUUGAUUCAGAAAUUUCUGUGACUAAAACAAUUUAUUCCAUUCAUCUGUGCCUCUGAAAUGUUACCUGUCUGUAUCUUAUCUGUCUAGCCUGAGACUGUUAAAUGCUCAUUCUAUGACUUUUUAUAUUAAAUCUAUAUUUUUCUAUUUUUGUAAUCACAGUGCUGGGUAUAGAUAUUUUGUAUCCUUGCUGGUUUUAGUGUGUUUAUAUUUUCAUACAAAUAAAGCUAUUUCACUUUUG
Hyla sarda is the source of this 5546-nucleotide messenger RNA. It is a transcript of the gene DZIP1L, whose product is annotated as DAZ interacting zinc finger protein 1 like. The coding region runs from base 195 to 2516 and encodes 773 amino acids. The transcript is spliced from 16 exons. Gene Ontology annotation, cellular component: cytoplasm; ciliary basal body. The record is from RefSeq and is a predicted model, not a curated record. Lineage: Eukaryota; Metazoa; Chordata; Amphibia; Anura; Hylidae. Gene Ontology annotation, biological process: cilium assembly.